Contarinia nasturtii (swede midge) is the source of this 705-nucleotide messenger RNA. Its product is annotated as low-density lipoprotein receptor-related protein 8-like. Lineage: Eukaryota; Metazoa; Arthropoda; Insecta; Diptera; Cecidomyiidae. Gene Ontology annotation, cellular component: plasma membrane. The coding region runs from base 113 to 607 and encodes 164 amino acids. Gene Ontology annotation, molecular function: protein binding. The record is from RefSeq and is a predicted model, not a curated record. The transcript is spliced from 5 exons.
AUCAGUGUCACUCGUUCAGUCUUCAAAUUGGUGUUGUGCUGGCGCCAACGAAAUUUUACAUACAAAAUACCAGUGUCAUUCAAAAAAAAAUUUGCAAGCUUUUUUGACGAAAAUGAAUUUCAUUCUGCGGAUAUUGUAUGUUGGCACCAUUUUAAAUGGUCUUCAAGCUGAAAAACCUGAUUCAUAUGAAUACGAUUCUACUACUUUGAACGACUAUGGCAGUGGUUCCGAGAUUUCAUCCAGUAUCUCAGAUUCAUCGGAAACGACUGACUACUAUAUAUCGACAUCUGCUGAUGACAUUUUUACAAGGGUCUCCUACAUUGAACACUUUUUGAGUUUCCUUUUUCCCGAUUUCCGUAGAAAAUGCGAUACCAACGAAUUUGCGUGUAAAAAUGGAAUGUGUAUACCGUCAUUUUGGCGAUGUGAUAAUUUUUCUGAUUGUUCGGAUAAAAGCGAUGAAUCGAAUUGUGCCAAAGUGACUACUUUAAUGCCUGAUGAUAGCACAACCGAAGCUUUACCAAAUACAAAUGGACACACAACUGAAUCAGAUGAGAGUGAUGAACCUUUUACACGUUCGAAUGACAUGAACAAAGAGCCACAUAGCUGAACAAUGAAUUUUUAUCGAAUUUGAGCUUGACAAUUUUUCGAAUCCUUUAUGCAACUACUAAAAUGAUAUAAAAAAAGUCGUAGAAAUUUGUUUAUUAU